AUGGCUCUUUAUUUUUCACUCAUACUCCAUGGUAUGAGUGAUCUUUUCUUUCUCUCUACAGGUUAUCUAAGAGCGAGCUGUAUGAUGGAGUCCAUGGAACUAUUAAAUCAAUCUCAAGUGUCAGAAUUCAUUUUGCUGGGUCUGACCAGCUCCCAGGAUAUAGAGUUUCUUCUCUUUGCCCUCUUCUCUGUUAUCUAUGUGGUCACAGUUUUGGGUAACCUUCUUAUUAUAGUCACAGUGUUUAAAACCCCUAACCUGAAUACUCCCAUGUAUUUUCUCCUUGGUAAUCUCUCUUUUGUAGAUAUGACCCUUGCUUCCUUUGCCACCCCUAAGAUGAUUCUGAACUUGUUAAAAAAGCAGAAGAUAAUUUCUUUUGCUGAGUGCUUCACUCAGAUAUUUCUCCUUCACUUACUGGGUGGGGUUGAAAUGGUACUGUUGGUGUCCAUGGCUUUUGACAGAUAUGUGGCCAUUUGUAAGCCCCUACACUACAUGACCAUCAUGAACAAGAAGGUAUGUGUUUUGCUUGUAGUGACCUCAUGGCUCUUGGGUCUCCUUCACUCAGGGCUUCAGAUACCGUUUGCUGUGAACUUGCCCUUUUGUGGUCCCAAUGUGGUAGACAGCAUUUUUUGUGACCUCCCUUUAGUUACUAAGCUUGCCUGUGUAGACACAUAUCUUGUACAAAUAGUCAUUGUUGCCAACAGUGGCAUAAUCUCCCUGAGCUGUUUCAUUAUUUUGCUUAUCUCCUACAGUCUGAUCCUCAUAACCAUUAAGAACCACUCUCCCACUGGGCAAUCUAAAGCCCGUUCCACUUUGACUGCUCACAUCACAGUGGUGAUUCUCUUCUUUGGCCCGUGCAUCUUCAUCUAUAUCUGGCCCUUCAGCAACUACUCUGUAGAUAAGUUCCUUGCUGUAUUUUACACCAUCAUCACUCCUAUCUUGAAUCCAAUUAUCUAUACUCUGAGAAACAAAGAAAUGAAGAUAUCCAUGAAAAAACUCUGGAGAGCUUUUGUGAAUUCUAGAGAAGAUACUUAG
Messenger RNA from Cercocebus atys (sooty mangabey), 1032 nucleotides. RefSeq names its product olfactory receptor 4K17. Bases 1 to 1032 code for a protein of 343 amino acids. Gene Ontology annotation, biological process: G protein-coupled receptor signaling pathway. The record is from RefSeq and is a predicted model, not a curated record. Gene Ontology annotation, cellular component: membrane. The transcript has a single exon. Gene Ontology annotation, molecular function: olfactory receptor activity; G protein-coupled receptor activity. Lineage: Eukaryota; Metazoa; Chordata; Mammalia; Primates; Cercopithecidae.